AUGGAGGGCACGGGGAUGAUUACCGGAGUUCCUGUGCGUCAGGAAGGCAGGAAGCUGUGGCAGUAUCUUGCAGCUAUCUCUGCCUGCUUUAUGGCGCUCGCCGUUGGUACCGCUUUGGCUUGGACGUCUCCCGUUUUACCCCAGCUGUACGAGAAGGGCUCUUGGCUGGUCAUCACCAAGGAACAGGGUUCCUGGGUGAGCUCGUUGCUGGCCUUGGGCGCAAUAUUGGGCGCUGUCCCAUCCGGACCGAUGGCCGACAAACUCGGCCGGAAGAAAACGCUUCUUCUGCUGGCCGCUCCGUUUCUCCUGUCCUGGGUGAUCAUCAUAUUCGCCUACAAAUUGUGGCUGAUCUACCUGGCUAGGUUUAUAAUCGGUGCCGCUGUGGGAGCAGCCUGCGUCGUCGUGCCAACUUACAUCUCCGAAAUCGCGGAGACUUCGACUCGGGGCUCGCUCGGUGCUAUGUUUCAAUUGUUUAUCACAGUCGGGAUCUUGCUGGCCUUUGUACUCGGUGCCGUAAUGAAUUACACGACGUUCGGUAUAGUCUGCGCCCUCAUAGAGGUCGGUUUCUUGGGCUGUUUUGUGUUCAUGCCGGAGUCGCCUAUUUGGUUGGUGAACCAAGGACGAAAACCGGAAGCUACGAUAGCGAUGUCGGUCCUCCGAGGAGAUUUUUAUGAUCCAUCGGAGGAACUCGCGGAAGCGCAGCAAGAAGCCGAGCAAGCAGCAUCGAGGAAAUCGACCGUGUUCGAUCUUAUACGAACCCCAGCAGCCAGAAAAGCUUUGCUGGCUUCGUUGGGCGGCAUGUUCUUUCAGCAACUGUCCGGCAUAAACGCGGUGAUCUUCUAUACGGUUACUAUAUUCCAGGCAUCCGGAAGCUCAAUGCAGCCGGAAGUCGCCUCUAUAAUCGUGGCGAUCGUUCAGAUGAUUACGACAGGCAUAGCAGCGAUGAUCGUGGAUCGUGCAGGAAGAAAACCGCUCCUAAUAUUUUCCUCGAGUGUUAUGAUGGUUAGUCUGGUGGCUCUCGGUUUGUAUUUCAAUCUUAAGACGAAUGGAAGUGAUGUCAGUAAUCUCGGUUGGCUACCACUCACAUCCUUGACGUUAUUCAUGAUCGCCUUUUCCAUCGGAAUGGGCCCGAUACCAUGGAUGCUGAUGGGUGAAGUGUUUCCCGCGGAAACCAAGGCGGUCGCUUCCGGUAUCGCCGUGAUGCUGAACUGGUUCCUGGUGUUCUUAGUGACGAAGACCUUUCCCACGAUGAACGAAGGCUUGGGCGCGGACGUCACUUUUUGGAUCUUCGCUGCGGUCAUGGCAAUCGGCACCGCGUUUACGUAUUUUUUCAUACCGGAAACCAAAGGGAAAACAUCCCAGGAGAUUCAAGAGGAGUUACAAGGCAACAUACAAUUAAAGAGGACAAACGCCUAAAUUAGAAUGAAAAAUUUAUCAUCUACUUGUAGCAUGACGUACGGACAAACAAUAAAACAAAUUUGUAGUAACAAUACAAGAAAUA
This is a messenger RNA of Cyphomyrmex costatus, 1501 nucleotides long. RefSeq names its product facilitated trehalose transporter Tret1. Gene Ontology annotation, cellular component: membrane. Gene Ontology annotation, biological process: carbohydrate transport; transmembrane transport. NCBI's taxonomy places the organism in Eukaryota, Metazoa, Arthropoda, Insecta, Hymenoptera, Formicidae. The record is from RefSeq and is a predicted model, not a curated record. The transcript is spliced from 5 exons. Bases 1 to 1416 code for a protein of 471 amino acids. Gene Ontology annotation, molecular function: sugar transmembrane transporter activity.